AUGGAAGACAAGAACCAGACAGUAGUGACUGAAUUUCUUUUAUUGGGCCUCACAGAUCAUCCCUAUCAGAAGAUUGUUCUCUUCUUCAUGUUUCUCUUUGUUUAUCUUAUCACCCUGGGAGGUAACUUAGGGAUUAUCACUCUCAUAUGGAUUGAUCCCAGACUCCACACUCCUAUGUACUUUUUUCUUAGCCACUUGUCCUUUGUAGAUAUUUGUUCCUCUUCUUCCGUUGCCCCUAAGAUGCUGUGUAAUAUCUUUGCAGAGAAAAAAGACAUCACUUUUCUGGGUUGUGCUGCACAAAUGUGGUUCUUUGGUCUCUUUGAGGCAACUGAGUGUUUUCUCCUGGCUGCCAUGGCAUAUGACCGGUAUGUGGCCAUCUGCAAGCCCUUGUUGUAUACACUCAUUAUGUCUCAGCAGGUCUGUAGGCAGCUGGUGGUAGGGCCUUAUGCCAUGGCUCUUAUAAGCACCAUGACUCAUACAAUUUUCACUUUUUGCCUACCCUUUUGUGGUUCAAAUAUUAUCAAUCACUUUUUCUGUGAUAUUUUUCCACUGCUUUCCCUAGCAUGUGCAGACACCUGGAUGAAUAAAUUUGUGCUGUUUGUCUUGGCUGGAGCUAUAGGAGUACUCAGUGGUCUGAUCAUCACGGUCUCCUAUAUUUGCAUCCUGAUGACCGUCUUGAAGAUCCAGGCUGCUAAUGGGAAGCAGAAAGCCUUUUCCACCUGUUUUUCUCACCUUGCAGCCGUCUCCAUCCUGUAUGGCACUCUUUUCUUAUAUGUUCGGCCAAGUUCAAGUUCCUCCCUGGGUAUCAAUAAAGUGAUUUCUCUGUUUUAUCCUGUGGUAAUCCCCAUGGUUAACCCCCUUAUUUAUAGCUUGAGGAAUAAGGAGGUGAAAGAUGCAUUCAGAAGAAAAUUUGAAAGGAAAAAAUUUCUUAUAGGGAGGUAA
Piliocolobus tephrosceles (Ugandan red Colobus) is the source of this 942-nucleotide messenger RNA. Its product is annotated as olfactory receptor 5G3-like. Lineage: Eukaryota; Metazoa; Chordata; Mammalia; Primates; Cercopithecidae. Gene Ontology annotation, molecular function: G protein-coupled receptor activity; olfactory receptor activity. Gene Ontology annotation, biological process: G protein-coupled receptor signaling pathway. The record is from RefSeq and is a predicted model, not a curated record. Gene Ontology annotation, cellular component: membrane.